CCCAAGUCGAGAGAUUCUCUCUUCUAUUAUCUUCGCAGGCUUCAAAGGGCGCCCUCAUACCCUAGAUCGAAUUUGUCUGCGUUGAUAGGAUAUCGUCCCCUAUCGCCUCGAAGCUAGAAAAUGGCCCCUGGGCACUCUCCAGCCGAAUGGGCACAACAACGCGACUUGAUGGCAAAGCUAUACGUGGCCGAUGGCUUGUUGUAUGACGAAAUCGCGCAUCGCCUAUGCAAUGUCGGCUUCAUAACAUCGCAAAACUUCAAGAAUGGAAAAUUAGGAGAUGCUGGCCUCAAGAGGAGCUUCGUAUCAUGGCACGCUGUUUCCUUCAUCAUCAGGCACAAGGGCACUGCGUAACCUUCAAGCGAUUUGGAGAAGCAUAUUCUACCGCUGAGAUUGAGAGCUAUCUCAAGCAAAAUCCUUUGGUUGACGGGAGUGAUGAAGAGUUGCCCGGUCACCUCGAAGCCGUACCAACUACUGCGGCCGAGGAACAACAACUGGAGUCGGAUGACCUUGGCCCAGACCAGUUGACCUUGGCAGCGAGCUCUCAGGUCAGCACCAGCGCAUCUUCCAGGAAUAUUCCAGCAGAAGAAAGGCCGACGAAGAAACGAAAAGCUGUUUCAUGGUCGUCACUGCCACACAGAGACGCCAGUAGUUCCAGGCAGCCCCGCCAGAGUGAGAGAAACGAUCAUGCAGCCGAAGCAGAGGUCACAGAUGACCAAGACGAUGGCGACAAAUCCGCAGGCGACAAGAAAAAGGAAAUGGAAAAGGCGUUCGCCACUCUCCGAGCCGUUUCCCAAGGACUGCCCUCCGGAGACAAGAAAUAUGCGGACGCAGUGACACAGGUCGAGCAGCUUCUUAAGAAAGCUAUGGAGGAAGAGCAGCCGGAGCAAGAAGAAACGGAUCUCGGCCCCCUUCAUUGGGCUGCUCUCUCAGAUGAUGAAACAACAGCAAAAGCUCUUAUUGAUAAGGGCGCUGACAUAAAUGCCCGAGGUGGCAUAGGCUGGACGGCACUUCAUAUCGCUGCAUUCAAAAGUCUGGAAGUUCUACGCUUACUUCUGUUCCAGGGCAAUAUAGACAUAGAUGCUGUGGACAACCGCGGGGCAACUGCAUUGAUACGUGCGGUCGUCGAGCCUUCACUUGAGUGCGCUGUCUUGUUGCUUCAAAAAGGAGCAAAUCCAGAUGUUGGCAGCUUUCGCGGCAAAAGCGUUCUACAUUAUGCUUGUCUCCGGAGUGGUAUGGAUGAGCUUGUCAAGGCGAUAGCUGGAAAGACCAGCCAAAUUGACCGUCAAGACCACAAUGGCGCUACUGCUCUCCACAUUGCGGUCGCCGAAAACAAAGAAGACUACGUCAUCACGCUCAUGGAAGCUGGUGCAAGUCUGGACAUACAGGAUAGGGAUGGGAGAACUCCUGUGCAUCAGGCGGCUUUUGACGGCUCACCCGAAAUGCUAUUGCGGAUGGUCGAUAGUAACUCUGAUCUCACGCUGAAAGGCAACGAUGAUGAGACCGUCCUGCACAUCCUGUGUCAGCGACCGGAUCUUUGUGAGGUUGCAGAGGCCGUCGUCAAAAAGCCAGGGGUGGACAUCAACGCCAAAUCGCGUUCUGGGACCACCCCCCUCGGAGGGGCGGCCUACCACAACUGCUUCGAUACCGUGCGCAUGCUUGUCAGCCAUGGUGCAGACGUGGAAGCUGCCGACGUAGAGGCAGACACUGCGCUCAACGUGGCCAUCUCUAAGGGCAACAAGGAGAUUGCGAAUUUCUUGAUUGAAAAUGGGAGUCCGCUGAACCCCAAAAAUCAAUCAGUGAAGAAAUGGAGAGCUAUGCUUGAGCGCAACCGAAGAGUACAGUUGGCGUUGUUGCCCCCAAGAGCGACCAAACAACCUUCGACAACGAAACCACGAGCACAAUCUUCACCCGCCGUCGUCAGAAACCAGUCGUCCAAGAUCGGCAUAUCCCCUUCAGAAAUGCAGACUUUGCAGACCCUUGUGACCAAGCUUAUGAAGCAAAGUGGAGGUCCGCAAAGCAAUCACCCUACCAGCCCCAAAUUCGGAGCAACACCGAGUCAUUCUGCUCCAGCUCCGUUGUUUGUCGUUGGGAGUGAUCCGAAUACUUUCGGUCUCAAUGCACAAGGCUCUUCUGGGCAAGGCUUUAUGCUUGAUGAAUUCAUGUUUGGCGGCGGGGCGAACUACAGUAAUAUGGAGUGGGAUCUUCCUGCACAGGACACGGGCUACUUUGGACGCAAUCUUGGACUAUAGGGCUAGUCACAUCUUGUGAUAUCGACCUUCACAAGUGCCACACUACGAAAACCUGACUGAAAUGGCUUUCAAAGUCUUUAGCAGAAAGGACGAUGCGUGAGAGAAGUUCAAGAACCAAGUUCUGAGGAUCUCUCCCACUGAGCAGCUAGUUCAGGACCAUGCCUCAACCAGAAUCGAAACCUAGGCCAAGCUUAUAUGCGAGGCGUUAUGAAUGGAGAAGUUGCAAGGAUUCUCAAUCGCAAGGAUUGGAGAGAUUCGGAGAUGGUGUGAGAGAGCAACUCUCGGACUUAAAUCAUAGCACCAUUGUUACAACCAGACUCGCAGGCGACCUACGACAGGAGGAAGGAGGAAGGAGAAAGGAGAAGGAGGCCAGGGAAAUGCUGUAGCCUCCGACAGCUUGGAAACGGGGCAACCCAUCUAGCCUGGCAAAGCUGAUUCCUCUAGAGUCUCUCCGCCACCAAACUCAAGUACACGUUCCAGCACAGCGCCACCGUCGCGAAGAACGGGAUCCGGCGCUCAAAGGAAAUCACACUAUGCGCGAUGAUGUUGGCAAAGGGCCAUAUCUUGUACCCGUUCACGAUAAUGGUGACGGUCUGAGUGCGCAGGUUGUGCGGGAUCCUGGCGGGCUGGCCGUUCAGAAAGCCCAUGAUGACCAGGAAAGCGACCGUGUUGAAGAUGGCGCCAAGCGUGACGCAGUCGAUGAACCACUUGGUCCAGAUGUUCC
Messenger RNA from Cladophialophora immunda, 2973 nucleotides. RefSeq lists its product as uncharacterized. NCBI's taxonomy places the organism in Eukaryota, Fungi, Ascomycota, Eurotiomycetes, Chaetothyriales, Herpotrichiellaceae. The transcript has 2 exons. Bases 225 to 2249 code for a protein of 674 amino acids. The record is from RefSeq and is a predicted model, not a curated record. Gene Ontology annotation, molecular function: protein binding.